GCGGCCAUUUUUAAACCCCAUCUACUUUUCCCUAUAUACCAUCACGAUCGUGACUUCGGAGGCAAACUCCCAGGGCUGACUGGCAACAUCGGUGCUCCGGCAAAGAGCGAUCGACAAUUUGAAAUUUCACCAGCAGGAUUGUUCCUCUUCGGUGCUCCAGGGACGACGAUAUAAAGAGCGAUAAAUAAUUUUCAACCAACAUGGAAGAUGACUACAAAACGACUGGAAAUCUCGGAGCACUUCACGGUGGCAAUUAUCAGGUGCAUGCGUCUAUGUUGAUCUACGAAAGGGCGUGUAAUUCCAAACGCUACGUGGACAUGCAGCUGGCAAUGGAAAUGGAUGCUGCCGAAAAGUUCGAUGAUUGUGUCAUUUCCUGGCAUGAUCAGGAGCGAAAUUCGAAAAAUUGGCUAUUUGUACAGGUCAAGCGCAAAGAGGGACAGGCAAAUAUAAGAAAAGAUGCAUUUCUGCCUACCCAAGGAAAGGAAAAGUUGAAUGGAGAUUUUUCAUUGUUCAAGUAUGUGCAGUCAGGCUUAAACAUACAUUUAAAAAAACAAUUUGAAGGGACAAAAAAGUAUUUCAUAUUUACGAAUGUUGGUAUAUUUGGAGAUCUUGAACCGUAUUUGGAGCCUGCAGAAGAGGAAGAAAUCGAAAAAUGCAUUAAAGUAGAACACCCCAGAGCCAGAUGGUUGAAAGUUAAGAAAACGGAUGAAAUUUUAAAGCUAUUGGAUGGAUUUAUAAAUUUGGAAUUUAAUAAUCUAGUCAACAAUAUAAGAACAGUAAUGAUAGAAAAUCAGAUUGAGUUUGAAGGAGAGUUGAUUCAAAAGUAUCGUGCCGAUCUUGCGGACAAGAUUCUGGUAGCUGAAAAUAAUUUGGUUACGUUUGCGCCACGUUUUGUUGAAGGUUUUGACCUUGAUCCGCUAGAGACAUCCAUUAGAGAACAACUUUUAGAAGGCGAAACACAUAACACGCUUAAUCAUAAAGCUUCUAAUAACGAAAAACUGUAUGAGAUUAUAAAAAAUGACCAAAAAAAGUCUACUCCCACAACACUUCCUAGAAAAUUUUCUCAGAAAGACAUAGAAUUAUUUUUGGAAAAAUUUAUUCUCGCAGUGGGACAGCCAGAUAACAAAGUAUUGCAAGAUAUCAUAAAAAAAGAUUUAGGUAGAUUUCGUCGAUCAGAAGGGGCAGAAAUGAAAAAUUACUACGAAAUGUUAGCAUUCCAAUCUCUACAAGAGCUAGUGUAUAGUUGCUUCGAAAAAACUCGAAGAGGAAAACUUCUAAAGAAGAGUGAUCUUGAAACAAAAAUGAAACAAACGAAUGAAUCAUUCAGUAAAUGGACUCAGUUGUACAGGGUUGCAGCAAAAUUUCCUGAAGCGCUGGAAAACUUGGCAGUAAAAUUUACUGAUUUGGAAUUGACUGAAACAACAUUUCCACUUCGAGUUAUGACAAGUACCCCUGAUGGAUUGCUAACUCGCCUUAAAUAUUUUGGAAAACUGCAGCGUCAUCGCCACAGCUGUUUUCAUAUGAAAGAUUUGAUAGCUGAAUCUGUUCGAAAUGAUCUUUUUAGCAUGCUAGAAUCCGAAAAAGAGGAGCAUUUUAUUAUGAUCAAUGUUGAGGAUUCCAAAAAUGAUCACCUUGAUGAAAUUGUGACCAAAAUAAAAAAUCUGCCUUCGAAAAAGUUAAUUGUUCUGACAAAUUCCAAGGAUUCUGUAGUGAGCUCAAUAAUACAUGUGAUCGAAGACGAGAAAAGUGAUUGGCAAUCAUUGGAUGAAUCAAGCCAAAAGAAGUUGAUGGAAAGGAAUAUUCUUUUUCAAAAUGAUCAGGUGAAACUAUCUGAAUUGAUUGAUCAGGAUCCUGGUUUCGAUCGUUUGUUGCAAGGAGAAAUUUUAGAACAUCUUGUUCAAGACAAAACUCCGCUUAGAGUAGGGCAUGAACUGCCAAGAUUGUCAGAAAAACAUUACCUUUUACGCACUAUCAUCGUUUUGCAAAGUGAAAAUUGUAAAAGAUUAACGGAAUUUGGUGAAAGUUCAUUCAUAGAAUACGUGUCUGCAGCUGACAAACCCAAAGUUAUAGUUUUGUUGUCACCUCCCGGAAAUGGUAAAAGUACAUUAUGGACAAGCUUAGCAUUGAAGAUUAAAGCCCAGUUUCCGAGUCAUUGGGUGUUGUACCUCAAACCACAGGAUUUUGUAGACUGCACUUCAGAUGUUUUCGAUGUUAAAAGCAUUUUUAAAUUGAACGAAUUUGAAGAAGCACAUAUGCAGCUGUGCAGACAAAGCUCCAAGUCCAAGGUUUUCGUAUUGUUUGAUGGUUUUGAUGAAGUUCCUUAUGGCAUAAGUAAACAAGUUCUGAAAUUUAUGAAAGAACUGUCACAAAGUACUCGGAUUCUCAUUAAUACGCGUGAUUAUCGGGAGGAGGACCUCAGAGAAGCUUUUCCGGAUAGAGAGCUUAUUGGUCUUGAACAGUUCGACGAAACAGAUCAAAAGACUAUGCUCGCAGCUUUGUUGAAAGUAGAAGAGUACAUUUCAAUUGAUCCUCUCAAAUCUUUUAUGGAAUUGAUUCUUGAAAAACUGUACAAAUUAAGAGGUGUAAACAAAUUUUUAGGUGUUCCUUUAAUGAUCGAAAUGUUGUCAACGAUUUACCGUACGCCAGUCGAGGAGUAUUUAAAUUCUAGAAAAGAGGAAAUGCUUCAGCAAAAUCAACUUACAUCGUUGAGUUUUCUAGAGCUCUACGAAGAGUUUGUCUACAAUGCUUUCCGCAGGAAAGCCAUAAGUCAACUAGGACUGCAGGAAGGGAGCAAACAUGCGAAGGAAGUACUCAGCAGGGACAACAACUUGUAUCAAGACUUUCUCGAUUUGCAUUACAAGCUUGGUAUAAUGAAUCUCAUCGGAGAACAGAGCAUGAAAAUAUUCUUCCCAGAUGGAUAUAGUUUGAAACAACAACAGCAGCGAAUUAAGAAUAUAGACUCGGCUGUUGUUUUGAAUAUUUCGAAUGCAUUGCCGAGAUUCAUCCACAAAUCUUUUGAAGAGUUUUUUGUAGCUAGGUUUCUGUCUGAGUAUCUCAAGAAUAUGGAUCGAACACUCGUCGAAAAAAAAUUUCCCACUGAGGAGAAUAUGUUAUCUAAAUAUCAGUUGAAAAGUUCAAAAACAAUAGUUACUUUAUUUGAUGCAUACUAUAGCAGCUUAUAUCGAUAUCCGACAGUUCGUAAAUUCUUUAUGACGAUUGCUGACUCUUUCCAAGCUGAUGAAUUAGACAAUUUAAUCAGAAUGUUGAUGUCAAUGCAACCAGAUUCAUUUCUUCGGGCUUGUGAGGAAAAUUGCUUAAAACUUGUAGACACAAUGAUUAGAAAAGAUCCAUCGGUUUUAAAAUCUAAAACCAUAACAAAUGAAACUCCACUUCAUAGAGCUGCCGCCAGAGGAAAUCUUGACAUCUGUAAGAUUCUAUUUGAAAAUGAAUGUGCCUUAAAUGCUUUAGAUAAGUGGGGUCAAACUCCGUUACACAAGGCAUCAUUAAAUGGCCACGUUCAAGCAGUUGAGUUUCUUCUAGAUCAAGAAGCCGAUAUCGACUGUAGGGAUUCGAAAAAUCAAAGUGCAGUAUAUUUAGCAGCAUGUGAAGGGUACGCUGAAGUUGUGGAACUUCUAGCAAGCAAAGGGGCCUAUCUUGAUAACUUAGAUGAGAUUCAAUGGUAUAAAUGGUAUGAAUUGUAUGAAUUUCAUAAGAAUGCACUAUAUAUCGCUGCUAUAAGAGGUCAUGAAAAAGUUGUUCGAGUAUUGCUGGAGCACAAUGCGCAGCUAAAAAAUAGUUUUAUAGAUAACAUGCUUCAUGAUCCGUUCUAUCAUGUCGAUAACGAUAUUGUAUGUUUAUUUAUUGAUCAUAAAAUGAAAACUGACCGCGAAUCUGCUAAAGAUAUGUUGGAGUGGAUAGUGGAGUACAAUAAGAAACGUUUGUUUGAAACCGCAGUUGCACAUCUAGAUCAUUCGAAGUUAAAUGAACUUUAUAAAUUGGCCUGCAAGCACCGUUCUUAUCAUAUAGCACGAUUGAUCAUAUCGCUUGCUGAACCCUUCAGUUCUCUCGAAAAUGCGUUGCACUUAGCUGUGAAAAUGGCGGAUGAGGAAUGUGUUCGUGCUAUAAUCGAGAGAAAUCCCGAGGUGGACUCUCGAGAUAGCAAAGGAAGAACUCCUCUACAAUAUGCGUUGGAAAGUGCAUAUACGAAUACUUCAAAUUCAUUGAAAUGUAUGAAAAUUCUAAUGGACGGUGGGACCGAUAUUAACGUUCGCGAUAACUUUGACCAAAACCUGUUACUCUUGGCAGUAAAGAACAAUUUUUCUAGUCCUUUUGUGCAGCUAUUUUUAGAUUAUGGCGUAGAUCCAUCUAUACCCAAUGCAGAUGGCAAAACAGCGUUGCAUUUGGUUGUGGAAAACAGAGAUGUUAAGACAUUGGAACUUAUUUUAAAGCACACUAAAAACUUUCCCGGUUUUAUGAAUCAUCAAGAUAAAAAUGGCAACACUGCGCUUCAUGAAGCAUUAAAGUUAUCCCUAGAAGCUAAGAAACAUUCAAGAUUAAUAAUAUUGAGGAAUGCAGAAAUUCUAUUGGAACACGGAAUAAAUCCAUACAUAGCUAAUAAAACCGGCAAAACAGCUUUACAUUUAGCAGUAAUGUGUAAGAAUAAAUUAAAAAUAUUAGAACAAAUUUUGAAAAGUGCUCUGAACAACACCGAGCUCAUCAACGAAACGGACAUAGACGGAAGAACUGCGCUUCACACAUUACUUAGGAGCAAAACCCACGAGAAAUUGAAACUAAUGUCCAUGAAGCUUCUUUUGGAGUACGGGAUGAAGCCAUCUUUGGAAGAUAAAGAUGGUGAAACAGCUUUACAUUUGGCUGUUGAAUGUAAUGACCCAAUAAUGGUGCAAUUAGUUUUGGACCACUCUGAGAGCCUCACUAGCAUACUCAAUCAUAAGAAUAAGAUGGGCAGGACUGCGCUUCACUUAACUUGUAUAGAAGGCAAAGAAGCAGAUCGUUGCAUUAAAAUUCUGGUUGGAAAUGGAGCUGAUCCUAAUAUACGCGAUCAUCAAGGUCAAACCGUGUUGCAUUACGCAGUGAAAUUCAGAAAUCUUAACCGUGUGAAACUUCUGCUGAAACAUGGCAGUGAUCCAACCAUGGCUAAUGAUGCCGGUCAAACACCGUUCGAUUUAGCCAAAGAAAUGAAUGAAUUAUUUAUUCUGAAACUAUUUUUACAACACAUAAUGCAACACAACAAUAUUUGUAGUAAUGUUGCAACUAGGAUUUAUACAAAUCAAAGUGUUAGCAACCAACGAAACACAGAUGAAUUGUACAAAGCUGUGAUAGAAGGAAACUUCAAACAUGUGAUAACUCUGAUGAGUCGAGAUAAAAAGCAUUCUUUCACAAAUCUAAGUCAUUCUAAAAACGAAAACAUAGAUGAGCAGGACGAGAAAGGAAACACUGCGCUUCACGUAGCCUGUUCAAGUAAUCAAGAAGAUGAAAUGUGCAUCGCCCUGUUGUCUAAGUAUGGCACUGGUUCAGACAUAGUGAAUGGCCUUAAUUUAUUGAAACAGACGAUAUCAGAAAACAACUUGGGAUGUGUGAAGGAUUUGUUGAAAAGCGGAAUAAAUGUAUUCACUAAAAAUGAACUCGGCCAGACAGCUCUACACCUGGCUGUAUUAUCGAAUAAAGAAUCAAUCGUAGCACUUAUUCUAAAGCAUACAGAAAACAAGCAACUCCUAACUAAACUAAUAAACGAAAAGGAUAACAAUGGGCAAACUGCGUUGCACUGGGCAGUGAUAGAAGAAAAACGAGAAUGUGUAGAGCUUCUGUCUAAGCAUGGAAUCGAUCUACUCAAAACAAACGAUCAAAGACAAUCAGCUCUGCAUUUAGCUGUGCAGUAUAAUAAACUAUCAAUGGUGGAAAUUAUUUUACAACAGACCGAGAAUUCAGAUUUCAUCAACCAGGUGGACCAAUAUGGCAACACUGCGCUUCACCAAGCAUGUUUAUGGCAAGAUAACGAAAACCAAGGCACGAGCAGGGAAAAUGAUUCGAGCAGUGAAUAUGAUAUUGAAUAUGAACAAGAAAAUUAUUGCAGAAACAUUUCGAUUGGAAACGAAAGUUUGCAGGACCAGCUAGAGUGUAUAAGAAUCUUGUUCGAGCACAGAAUAAAUCCAGCCAUAGUUAAUAAUGAGGGCCAGACAGCUUUGCAUUUGGCUGUAAAAUUGAAUAAAGCAUCAUUUUUGGAAGUUAUUUUGCAACACACUGGAACACUGAAUGAUUUAAUCAAUCAUAGGGACAAAAACGGCAAGACUGCACUUCACUAUACUCUCAAAGAAUUUGGUGAAGAAUUCCGAGUCAAUAGAGGUGUGUAUGCAUGCGUAGAUAUUUUGCAUCGUUAUGGAGCUGAUUUUAAUAUAGGCGACCAAAAAGGUGAAACUGUUUUGCAUUAUGCAGUGAGAGACAGUGAAAUCAGCAACUUAAAAAUAGUAGAUCGAUUUUUGAAUUAUAGAAUAGAUACCUUGAAAGUAAACUCAUAUGGUGAAACAGCUUUGCAUUUGGCUAUAAAAUAUUACAAUUUCCCUGCUUGUAAAAAUAUUUUAAAACACACCGUAGAGUUGCCUUCUUUGUUAAACAAAAAAGAUGGUCGUGGAAAAACAGUACUGCACUACGCCUUCUACAAAUUAAAUACCUACUACCCUUGCAAAAAUUUUUUAACACCCAACCACUUUUUUGAAGCAUUGCUGGCUCUAGGAGCAAAUCCUGAUAUUAGAGACUUAGAAUGCAAAACUGCAUUGCACAUGGCACUGGCUUGGUCUUCGGAUAAAGUACAACUUCUUUUAGAUUACGGAGCAAAUCCAGCUCUGACUGACAGAGAUGGUCGUACGUCUUUGCAUUUGGCUUUAAGAAGGAAAAGUUUUAUUGUGAAAGAAAUAUUACGCCGGGACAAGACGCUGAUUAAUCAAACAGACAAUUACGGCAACACGGCGCUCCACCAUGCCUGCAAAUGGCCCUUCAGUAGAUUAGAAAUAUUAAAUAUAUUGCUCCGGGAAGGGGCAGAUCCCAAUGCACGCAACCAGCUAGGUGAAACAUCAUUGCACUUGGCGGUGAAAGAGAAAAACUUGGACGCUUUGAAAUUUCUUCCCUUGUAUUCCGAAGUAAAUCCAUGCAUAGCUGAUAAUAACGGGCAAACAGCCUUGCACAUAGCUGUGUCAUUGGAAGAAACAAAACUUGUGAAGCUCUUUUUAGAGAGCUUCCCAGAACCGGGAAAGUUCAUCAAUCUAGAAAAUGCAAAAGGCAAAACUGCGCUUCAGGAAGCAUUGACAAUUGGUCGACAGGAUAUAGUGGACGUACUGAAGAAGUACGGAGCUAUUUAUUAAUUUUUUUUUAAAUGUCGUUUUUGUUUCAAAGUAAUGUCUAAAUUGAAUGGAUUUGUUAACAUAUUUCUUAAAAAAACACAUUUUUAAAAUAAUAGAUAAAAGCUCAAUUUGUCAACAAAUUUUUUUGAAAUUUUUCGUCGGAUUGUUUUUUAUCAUGAUUUUAGUAAUAAGUAUGAUAGAACCAUGUUUUUUUCCUGUGAAAACUAAAAAAACAAGCUUAUGUCCACACUUAGGAACACUAUUUUCAAUGUGUUCCUAGUUAUGAACAUAGUCAAAGUUUUCCAAACUAUACCAAAGUCUAAGAAAGUAUUUGAAAUAAAUUUGAUUGAGGUAAAGUUGUUAAAACAAAUUGUGUUUUAACUUAAUUUUCAACGAUCUGUUGAAAUAAACUGUUUUAACUUAAUAAAACAUACUUGAAAAUUUCAUUAUUUUAGGGUAUUUCAAUGCUUCAAAUGUUGAAAAUAUAUUUUUGCCAGGUUGUAAAGAACGAGCCCUACGCAACAAAAAAGGAAACCAUCAAGUUACAGAGAGAUUUUCAAAAGAAAAAAAUCGAAAGAAAAAAUUUAAAAAAAAAACAAAGAAAAUACGUUGUAUACCGUCACCUGGGGCAUAAUGCAACACUUUUCAACUUCAAUGGCUUCCUAAAACCUAAUGUCCACAGAGAAUCAUACCAGACAUCAAAAGUUUUAAGGUUAAUGGGACAUCAAAUUGACGUAGUCAGAAAAAUAAUUGGUUUCACCAGUAGUUUUUAAAUUUACAAAACUCUGCGAUUUUCACCCUACUAAGAAAAUGGGGCUCAUUGGAGCAAACUUUGUUUUUACUGAAAAAUCAAAUUAAAAAGUUUGAAAAGUUCAAUUUUUUGAUAUGAUUGAAAAAGAAAAAUAAAAACAACUUUGAAAUUAAAGGUUUGAAUUUGUUUAUAUCUUAUGAUAACUUUUAAGUAUUUGUUAUUAGUAAUAACUUAUUACUAUUAAAAUUUAUUUAAAUUCAUAGUUUCCAUCAAAACUUUCCAAUAUUAAAAAAAACAAACUUAAGGUUUUUAAGUGAGAACUGGCAAAGCAGUUUUUUUUGUAUUUCUAGAUAUAAUAAAAAUCGGAGAGAAUCAUGCAUUCAAAUUCAAAAUAUUUUAACAUAACUAUUUUUUUGUAAUGAAAAACUUAUACAUUUGUUUAAAUAAAAUAAAUAAAAAGAGUUUAAAAUUCAGAAUCAGGUUCCAAAUAAGAGUGCAAAAUAAGAAAUUAGGAAUUGAAUCAAAGUAAAAUUCUCUCAAAUAAAAUUUAAAAUUUUAUAGAAGACGAAAAAAUACUGGUAUAUGUAAGAUAGGGAUUAAUUAAAAAUUCAAUUAGGUUUAAGCAGAAUUUUGUAGUUUUUAAGACAUUAGUCUGUACGGUAAUAUAAAUCAAAGACGAAAUAAAUAAAUAAACCGUUCAUGUAAAACCAACAUUCAA
Messenger RNA from Uranotaenia lowii, 8821 nucleotides. RefSeq lists its product as uncharacterized. The coding region runs from base 201 to 7373 and encodes 2390 amino acids. Gene Ontology annotation, molecular function: protein binding. The transcript is spliced from 2 exons. The record is from RefSeq and is a predicted model, not a curated record. Lineage: Eukaryota; Metazoa; Arthropoda; Insecta; Diptera; Culicidae.